UAUAUAAUCAUUCAUGUAACUAGUCCACAACAAUUUCGUGUGAACUUUUUCAGUAUACCUACAAUAACUAAGUUUAUUAUUUUAUUGGUUUCACGAUUUAGGAAAAAUGGAAAGUUCCAUACCAAUUGAAAUCCAUGCUCAGAAGCUAAGUGAAUGGCUUAUGAGUAGAAAACACUGUAAAAAAGAUUGGCACACACAUAUACAACCUAUAAGAGAGAAAAUCAAUGCAGCCAUACAAGACAUGCCCGAAAACAAGGAAAUUGUUCAAUUAUUGUCUGGAACGUAUAUCAACUAUUUCUAUUGUAAACGUAUAAUAGAAAUAUUAAAAGAAACUGAAGCAGAUACAAAGAAUUUGUUUGGUUCGUAUGGUUCACAGAGGAUGAAGGAUUGGUUAGAAAUUGAAAAACUUUAUUUAAAAGAUAAUGUAUACUUGGCUGAAGCUUGUGACCUUCUUGUACAGAACAUUAAGUAUCAUAUACCUGUGAUAAAAAAGCAAAUAACUAAAGCACAGUCUGGACAAACUGACUGCGAUAAGAAAAUUGAGGAUUACACUAAAUCUAUUCAAACAUGUAAAAAAGAUUUGGAAACAUUGCGGAAACAGUUUUCUAUAGCUGAAGAUAAUUAUAGUUUUAAACGCACGCUUAUAGAACGUUUAAGUGAACUUCAAAAGGUAUAUGAAGAUGUCAUGUGCCAUGUGAAGAAUUUAAAAAAAUCUUAUAUUUAUUUUUCUUCAUUUGUUUCCAAAGUUCAGGGUACUGACAUCAACUUAAUUGUACUUCAAUACCUUUUGAAUAAUGGCAAUACUACUUACUAUGAAUAUUUAUAUGGGGAAAAACCAAGUAAAAUUGAAGAAGCUGUAAUUACCGUAGAAGAAAAUAUUAAGGACACAUCUGCUGAUGAAGAAAUUGAUUGGGGUAACUUGGAUGAUCCAUCAGAAGAUAUUGACUACGGUAUCUCUUUAGAAGAAAGUGGAAUAGUUGUUGAAAGUCCACAAGUUGAUGGGAGUGUUGCCAAAGGGAAUGAGGCAUUGUCUAUACUUGAUAAUUAUCAAACACGAAAUGAUUUUAUAAAUGACAUUUUAGAACUAGAAUCAUUUUUAAAUAUGCGUUUGCUAGAACUAUCGAAUGAUACCAACUCCUUGCUAUCGGUCCAAUCUGGAGGUGAAAUCAAUGAAUCUAAACCGGAGCUUGUUUCUAUGUUAGAUAUUAUAAAACUAAUUAAGCAAAAACUUAAUGAUCCAGUAGUUAAACAUUUGCAACAGAUUAAACAUUCACCAAGAUAUCUAAAUAAAUUAGAGGCAAUAUUUCUUCAAAAAGUCAAUAACAUUGAAAAAAUGAUAAACUCUCAAAUAGCUGUUGCUAAUAAAAAAAAAGAAUUUGCUGAAGAAUAUAAUCAGUUAGUGCCCAAGCUAAAAUUGAUACAACAGAAAAACAAACAAUUAAUUACUGAAAUUGAAUUUGACAUCUCCAAAAGGUACAAAAACCGGCCAGUGUACAUAAUUGGAACAUCAAUAUUUGGAUCUUAACACUUAGAAUGCUGUUGCCGUAAUACUCUUUGUUUGUUUGUCUUUCUUUUUUUAUUUGGAUCUUAACAAACUAAGCCAUUAUAAUUUCAAUAAUUUAAGAAUUUCAAGAAGAUAAUAUGUAUAUGGAUGUUACAGACAGUUAGGUUUAUUGAUGUAUAAUUAAAUGUCACACAAUUAUAUAUGGAAA
Molecule: messenger RNA, 1712 nt
Organism: Sipha flava (yellow sugarcane aphid)
Lineage: Eukaryota; Metazoa; Arthropoda; Insecta; Hemiptera; Aphididae
Product: CDK5 regulatory subunit-associated protein 3
Exons: 10
Coding region: 107-1525 (472 amino acids)
Biological process (GO): regulation of cyclin-dependent protein serine/threonine kinase activity; regulation of mitotic cell cycle
Cellular component (GO): endomembrane system
Source: RefSeq, a predicted model, not a curated record